Molecule: messenger RNA, 2301 nt
Organism: Perca flavescens (yellow perch)
Lineage: Eukaryota; Metazoa; Chordata; Actinopteri; Perciformes; Percidae
Product: pyrin
Exons: 8
Coding region: 313-1422 (369 amino acids)
Molecular function (GO): protein binding
Source: RefSeq, a predicted model, not a curated record
UUCUCCCAUCUCGGAAUGUGGACUUGCCAGACCAAGGUCUAGCAAUGCAAGACUACAUUUUUUUGUGACCUUGUUUCUGUGCUGUAAUGUGCUACCUUUCAUACAGUAGCAUUAUUUAUUAUCAUAUGUUAUCAUGUUGGUGUAUAUUUAUUGGAUAUGUGAGUGCUUAAUAUCUUUCAGGUGAAGCUAUUAGCUCAGAAGCUUUCAGCAGGCACCACAGCCCAGAUAACAGAAGUCCAGCCAAAGGAGAAAGAAAGGGAGGAUCCAAAACUACCACAUAAUGUACCAGACACCAGAAGUGCCACCACCCAAAUGAAUCCUGCAUCAGGAGAAGCCACAACUGAGGAUCCUAAAAUAGAUUCAUCCACUGGCACAAAGCUUGCAUUGAGCGUGAAAGAACUGGCCCGGAUGUUUUCAGCUACAACAAGUGAGGAAACAGCAGUCCGAGUAAAGGGGAAACACAGAGAGGAAAAACUGUCACAGGUGAAACUAUUUGCUCAGAAGCUUUCAGCUACCACAGCCCAGGAGACAGCAGUCCACCCAAAGGAAAAAGACAAGGAGGUCCAAAACCUAACACAGGUAAGGCCAGACAGAAAUGCAGCUGACACAGCUGUAAAGGACAAAAUCCAGACGAGAGAACAAAAGGUGGCUCAAGGAAGAUCAUCUGUAAGAGCCCGUAAAGGCAGCUCAGAAGCUGAGUGGCUGGAGAUCACCAGUGUCUUCUCAGAAGUGGUGAGAGUUGCAGAGGAUGCGAAGCAGAAGUCCCCUGACCUUUCAUUGUCUACUCUGAGAACUACAACAUCAACCAUGAUGAAAAAAAUUCAACAGAAUCUGGAGAAACUCUCCGCUAUUGAAAUUAAAUGGAUUUCUAAGUUUGCAGUGGAUGUAAAGCUGGAUCCAACCACCGCACACAGGUGCCUUGUUUCUGUUGAUGGGAAGAAAGUGAGUAGCGGAGGAGAGAACCAGGAUGCUCCAGGGAGCUUUGGCAGCGUCCUGGGCCUCAACAGGUUGACCUCUGGGAAUUCGUACUGGGAGGUUGUUGUCAGCAACAAGACGGGAUGGAAUCUGGGCGUGGCGAGAGGCGUGGCGAGAGGCGUGGCGAGAGGCGGUGCAAACCGCGAGGGGAAGCUCUCGCUGAAACCAGAUAACGGUUACUGGGUUACCGAACAUUAUGAAAACAAGUACACAGCCCUGGCAGCUACACCAGUUUGUCUUUCCCUGAAAGAGAAACCACAAAAGGUGGGAGUGUUUGUGGAUUACGAGGAAAGUCUCGUGUCCUUCUACGAUGUGACGGCUCAAUCUCACAUCUACUCCUUUACUGAGUGUUGGUUCACUGGAGAGAUCUACCCCUAUUUCAGUUUGCACCUUAAAGGAGACGGUCAAAGUGCUAACUCUCUGAUUAUCUCAACUGUAAAAGACUAGUAAUUAUGUAUGUUAUUAUAAGGUUGUGUGUGGACAUCCUUUUACUUUUUUUAUUGUCAAUGUUAGUGUUUUAUUUUAGGGUUGAUGUUAGCAUUUUCGUAAAAGCUUUGUUGACAGACACAAGAGACAGAUGAAAAGCCAAAAUCAAAGCAGCAGCGUACCAGAUAUCCUGUCUUAACCACGGAUGUAUUAGGACUGGAACCAGUGUUUGAGGCCGAGCUCUGUGCACUAGAGCCCUCCGCCGGCCGAGCUGGCAACUUCAGGUUUAGCGCUCCACUCACUUGAAUGGGGAUUAAAUGAUUUAACCGUGCAGCUCAAUCAAUUUGCUUUAAAGUCCAGCACCCUUUCUGGUGGCCUAGUCUUUACAAGCUCCAAAAGACUGGAUCCUACAUUUCCUAUAAUGCAACUGGCUAAGAAACAAAGAAAUUAGUCUAAGCUAGUUGAGUUCACAUUGUCUGCAAUUGUUUUCUACAUAUCUAUAUUAAAAAGAUAUUGUUUUUGUACGGAUAAGGGUUUUCUAUAUAAUCAGCAAUGUGUAUGUUACUGUUAGAAUAGAUAAGUAUUUUAGCUAAAUGCUAAACUAUUGUUGAGCUACAUUUCAAACAGGCAUUUGGCAUUAUCCCAUGUCUUGCUAAAGAUCAGUAUAAUGUUACAAAUGUGUUACUUGGUUAUUAUGAUGUUUACAAAUGUGUAUUAAUGUGCAUUUCAUGUAUGAGUGGUUGUGGGUAUUGAUUGUGCAUAUACAACUCAUUUUUGACAUCAUCAGUCUGAUCUCUAACCCCUCCACUCUCCUCUCUCGGUUGCUUGUUAUGAAGGUGGAGUGGGAAGUGAAGUCCUAUUAAACUAAGUACAUUUACUUAAGUACCAUAGUUACAGUAA